UUAAAUAGCCAGUCAUUACUGUGCUUCCAGCAGGAGCUUGAUUUACAUUAGUGUUUGAAUCGUGUGGGUUAUCAGCGUUGAUUGAUAUAAAAAAAGCACAUUUGUACUAUCGUUUCGCAAAAAAACCGCCUUCACGGAUAUCAGUGUGAAUAUAACUAAGAAAUACAUAUUAGGAAUAAAACAUCAAAAUAAAAAGGCGCUAUGUCGCGACAUAUGGCCAAUGUCGUCUGCUUCGUCAUUGUCCUGAUGACGUUCCGUCACGUGACUGGACAGGAGCAUGACGUCGCACAGCUGAACAAAAGAUUGACAUUCAUCAAGAUGUCUGUUGAUCGUGAUAUCAGCGACAUACGGUUCCAGAUCUUCAAACUGAAAAUGACUGUCGAGCAGAUGGUUGUCGAUCAGAGGAACGCUAGCGAUGGGUCCAUUAUUGGUGGACCGUUCCCCGACUAUGGUCAGGGAAUGACAGGUGAUAAUCAAAAGGAAAUUACAGAUCUCAAAAAUAAAUUGAAGGAACAUGAAAACCGACUGAACCGAUUAUUCAGUACAGUUAAUGAGAUUCAAGAGGUAAACUCUCCUCGUAAAAGAACAGCUAAAACCGACAUUGAAACAAAUUGCGACGACAGAUUCGACGCGCUCCAAAAGAAGUUCGAAGAAACCGCAGCGGCGAUGAUGAAAGGUUACAAGGAACUAAAAACGCACGUGAACGUCAAAGUCGCUUUGGUCGAUCAAAUACAUAACAUUUCCCAGUCCGUAAUCUCCACACACAACACACUGAGUGCGAGGAUUGUCCAGACAGAUGCGGAGAUCAGUAGACUGGGUGGUGAAGUGAACAAGCUCAAAGUCAACAAAUUGGUCGAGAACACGGAAAGAAACGAAUUGAUCAAUAACUUAAAAGCUGAACUUAUCCAGUCGAACGCUGGCGUUGAAACAAAAUGCGACGAAAGUGUCAACGCUCUUAAAAAGACGUUUGACGAAACCUCAGCAGUACAUUUAGCAGGUUACAAAGAUAUUGAAACGCAAAUUUCCGUUCAAAUGAAAAAUCUGUCCAUGUCGUUGAUCUCCGAACAAAACAAACUGAGUGUGAGGAUGGUCCAGGCAGAUGCCAAAAUCGCAAGACUUCAUGGUGGAUUGUACACGCUGGAUGGCGUUUCGAGAACGAUUAAAGAGCUGACAACAAGGAUUGACAAGUGUUGUAUAGAUUGCGGUGACCCAACACCAGACCAUGGUACAGUAAACACCACAGAAACAACGAUUGGAACUGUUGUGAAAAUAUCCUGCAAUCAUGGAUACGUAUUGAGCGGAACGAGCAUCAUCAAAUGCAACGCUGACUCUGCCUGGUCUGAGUCAGCCACUUGUAACCCGUAUGACUGUGGAAGUGCUUUCCCAGCCAAUGGUGUGGCCACAGCCCCCAUAGGCACUACCUACCAGAAGAAGGCUACUGUGCAGUGUAACCCAGGCUACACAUUAAACGGCUCAUCAGUGAUAGAGUGCAACGCAACCGGCUGGAAUGAAUCUAUCUCAUGUGUUAUACAAAAUUGUGGUGACCCAACACCAGACCAUGGUACAGUAAACACCACAGCAACAACGUAUGGAACUGUUGUUAAAGUAGCAUGCAAUCUUGGUUAUGUACUGAGUGGAACGAGCAUCAUCAAAUGCAACGCAGACUCUACCUGGUCUGAAUCAGCCACUUGUUACCCGUAUGACUGCGGUAGUGCUGCCCCAAAAAAUGGUGUGGCCACAGCUCCUAGGGGCACUACCUACCGGCAGCAGGCUACAGUGCAGUGUAAUCCAGGCUACACACUAAAUGGCUCAUCGGUGAUAGAGUGCAAUGCAACCGGCUGGAAUGACUCUGUUUUCUGUAGGCAGCAACCGAUGUCAACCAACGGGUACUUCGUCAAGCCGAUAUUCGGGAGUGACCUUGAAAAGCAAAUCAAAGUCGGAACCAGGGUCGUGCGCGGUCGGGACUGGCAAUGGCGUGAACAGGACGGCGGGGGUCCUGGCACCGUGUCAAAGUUUCUCUCGGGAUUCGACACCGGAUGGGUGACGGUCAAGUGGGACAAGGGCACCGACUACAACAUCUACCGCAUCGGCGCGGGAGGCAAACACGAUCUGUUAAUACUAGCGGAUGUACAAUAACUGUCCAAGUCACCCACUAAUUAUGGAAUCAGCGCACAUAUUAUCUAAUGGAGAAUAAAAUACGUGCAUGUGAUAAGAGAACUAUAUAAUUAUUGUAUAUAUUUGCCAAUUGAUAUAUAGACAUAAAAUACAUAUAGGCUGACGAACACUGAUUUCUAUACGAAGAGUACGACUGGUUUAUAUUUGACGAUAAGUACUUAAAUUUACAUGUAUAUACAUGUUAAUCAGUUAUUAAGGGUAAUGCUGUAAGUAGUAAAUAAACUCAAAAAGUCUUAUCAAAAUUAAAUCAAUUCAUGGUUAAAUAUAUGCGUGAUAAAUAAAACACUGUUGAAUGAUAGUUCAAUCCUUUCAUCGGAAAUUUUAUAAAUGGUAAAUAAAACACACUGUUGACAGAUGAUUCCACCUAAUAUUUGGUAAAUAUUUAAAGGUAAAUGAAACACUCUUGCAUGAUUAUUCAUUUGAUUAAUUGUUAAAUAUGUAGAUGUUAAAUAAAACACAAUUUUCAUGAUAAUACAAUUGUUUAAUUGGUAAAUAUAUGCUUUUAUGUGA
Dreissena polymorpha is the source of this 2685-nucleotide messenger RNA. RefSeq lists its product as uncharacterized. NCBI's taxonomy places the organism in Eukaryota, Metazoa, Mollusca, Bivalvia, Myida, Dreissenidae. Bases 202 to 2136 code for a protein of 644 amino acids. Gene Ontology annotation, molecular function: ubiquitin-protein transferase activity; metal ion binding. The record is from RefSeq and is a predicted model, not a curated record. Gene Ontology annotation, biological process: protein ubiquitination. The transcript is spliced from 8 exons.